CUCUGGUACCGACAGAGAGAGGAGCAGAGAAAACAGGAGGAGCAGCCCGAAGAAAAGAAACAAGUCUGUACUCUUAUUAUUGGAGGAUUGACCCUCUUUUAAAGAAUGGCAAGUCCGCCAGUAUUAAAAGGGGGGUUAGGGGGAUAUCUCUGCCCCACUACGGUGAAGAAAUGCGGCUACUUGAAGAAGCAGAAACAUGGGCACAAGAGAUUCUUCGUGUUGAGGGAGCGCAGUGGGGACUGCCCGGCCCGGCUCGAGUAUUAUGAAAACGAGAAGAAGUGGCGAAACAAGUCGGUAGCGAAGAGAAUCAUCCCUUUGGAGAGCUGCCUGAAUAUCAACAAGAGAGCGGACGCUAAACAUAAAUACCUCAUCGCCCUCUACACUAAGGACGAGUACUUCGCGGUGGCGGCAGACAGUGAGCAGGAGCAGGAGAGCUGGUUUCACGCCCUCACCGACCUGCUUAACCACGACAAGUUCAUGCCUGACGUGUCCUCACUGUCUCUGCAGCGAGAGGAGGUGGGUUAUGGUCUGCUCACCCCCGCUUCUGCCCUUUACAAGGAAGUGUGGCAAGUCAACCUGAAGCCGAAAGGCUUGGGACAAGCCAAAAACCUCACCGGUUUUUACAUGCUGUGCCUUUCCACUAAGAGCAUGGGCUUCGUGAAACUCAAUUCCGAGGUCCCUUCUGUCCAUCUGCAGCUGAUGAACAUCCGGAGAUGUGGGCAUUCGGAGAAUUUCUUUUUCAUUGAAGUGGGCAGGUCUGCAUCUACUGGUCCCGGGGAGCUGUGGAUGCAGGUGGAUGACUCAGUGGUGGCUCAGCAUAUCCACGAAACUAUUCUGGAAGCUAUGAAAGCAAUGAAAGAGUUGUGUGAAUUCCGGCCCAGAAGCAAGAGUCAAUCCUCAGGUUCCAAUCCCAUCACUGUGCCAACUAGAAGGCACCUGAAUAACCUGCCCCCCAGUCAGACUGGCCUUCAAAGGAGGUCACGGACUGACAGCAUCACAACCCCUUUUUCAGCCAAUAAAAUCACAUCGUGCCGCGUGAGGACAGCCAGCGAAGGUGAUAGUUCCAUGUGUCGACCAGAGUCUGUGACUGGCAGUCCUAUCAGCCCCAGUAUGGUGAGAACACACUUCAGCCGUUCAAAUACUAUGUCUAGAAAUUCAAGAGCGAUUCAACACAACUCUCUUCACCAUAGUCGAUCAAUGUCUAUGCCAAUGUCCCAUUCCCCCCCAUCUGCCACAAGUCCAGUGAGUCUUUCAUCUAGUAGUGGGCAUGGAUCUGCAUCGGACACCAUACCUCGGCCAUCCAGUGGCAGUGCAUCUGUUUCAGGCUCCCCAAGCGAUGGUGGAUUUAUUUCCUUUGAUGAGUACGGUUCUAGUCCUGGGGACUUAAGACAUUAUGUGGGGAACAGAAGUAACACACCAGAGUCCCUCACUGACACACCACCUGUUCGAGAAGGCAGCGAAUUGUAUGGGUAUAUGUUAAUGGAAAGACAUACUAGUGGCCAGUGUAACCGCAACUGUUAUCAGAUGGCUAGGGAUGAAAGUACUGAACUGGAGAAGGGCUACAGGAAAAGAACUUACUCUUUAACAACUCCAUGCCGACAGAGAGCCACAUCGCAGGUUUCUUCAGUUUCAUUAGACGAAUAUACUUUAAUGAAAGCAACCUGCAAGGGCAGCUCAGGACAUCUUUCAUCUAAUGCCUCCCCCAAAGUCGCCUACAAUCCUUAUCCAGAAGAUUAUUGUGACAUUGAAAUAGGAUCCCAAAGGAGCUCUGGAUCCACUAACCUUGGUGAUUUUGGCUAUAUGCCAAUGACUCCUGGAGUAGCAUCUGCACCUAACAAAAGUGAUGACUAUGUGCCAAUGAGCCCCAAAAGUAUUUCUGCCCCAAAACAAAUAAUUAAUCCCCGAUCACAUUCCCAAGUGAAUGCAAAUGGAUACAAGAAUGUUUCUCCAACUGAGAGCUGCUCACCGGAUACAAAUGGAUACAUGAGAAUGUGGUGUGGAUCAAAGUUAUCGGUAGAAAGUUCUGAUGGAAAGUUCGCCAAUGAUGAAUAUAUGAACAUGUCUCCUGUUGACUGCUGUGCAUCAGUUACUCCUCCAGACUACUUUUUCAACCCUGUAAGUGAUGACCUUCCCAAACCCAGCUACCCUUUUUACUCCUUACCCCGAUCUUAUAAACCUCAGUAUCAGAAGAAUGGAGAAAAUGAUAACUAUGUUCUGAUGAAUUCACCAGGUAGUGUGAUUCUUGAAGAGCCAACAUUUAAUAUGAAGUCUAGCACAUCUUAUGCAGCCGGUCAUGCUGCUCGCUCACCAGUGAGGCAAAGUCGGACUGACUGUUUAGUGUCGAGAGGAAGAGCUAUGAGACCUACCAGAUUAUCACUGAACAAGCUAAGAGCCAGCACCUUACCAAGUACAAAUGAGCAUCCUUUACCACCUGAACCAAAGAGCCCAGGAGAAUAUAUUAAUAUAGAUUUCAGCAACAAAUUUGUGUAUUCCCCCCCUCCUGUGUCACUAGAACAUCCCUUAUCUUCCAUGGAUUCUAGUAAUGGUCAGAGAAGGUCCCCAGUGUCUGAUUACAUGAACCUUGAUCUCAACUCUCAGUCACCAAAGAAUGGAAUUGUUCCUGUCGGUUCCUUUGAUGCAGUAGCUGGAUCGCCAAUGUCAUGUUCCAGCAGAAGUCUCACAGGUGACAUUUACAUGAAAGGUCAGGUUGGAACAUCCUGCCUCUCUAACCCUUUAGAAGAUGAGACUGAUUAUACAGAAAUGACAUUUAGAAUCGCCACAACAGCUCCACUACCAGUUUCACCAAAACACGAAAGUACGCAAGUGGCUAGCCCUACCACUGGUGUGAAAAGACUUUCCCUGAUUGAUCAGUUGCCUGGAGUAGAGGUUUUCAUGCUUCCGAGUCUGCCACCAGAUCCCAAUCGGGGUGCGAAAGUGAUCCGCGCUGACCCUCAGGGACGAAGGCGACAUAGUUCAGAAACGUUCUCUUCUACGACAACUGUCACACCUGUUUCGCCUUCAUUUGCUCAUGAUCCCAAGAGGCACAGUUCUGCUUCAUUUGAAAAUGUUUCUCUCAGAAAGAAUGACGAAGCUGAAGAGGAACAAGGAAGCCCAAUGUGCCGCAAAACCUCCACCGGUUUCCAGAAUGGGCUGAACUACAUUGCCUUAGAUUUAAUGGAUGAUGACUUGACGAGAUGCGAAAAAAUAAUACGAUGUCGAUCAACUCCUCAAGCCAAAGGAAGUAUUAAUAGUACAGAUGCAAGCACGUAUGCCAGAAUAGACUUUGUGUCAAAGAAUUUCGACCGAGCUGCUGCUGUGGAAGACUGAUGGACCCUUCAACAUCUCUGGAACCUCAAACAAGUGAUGCUGCUCAGCAAACACCUUUGUGGAAUGCUGCUCAAGUUUACCUUUUUUCCUCAUUGUGAAUGGGUAACCAAUAAUGCCUCGAGACCGUUAUAACACUGCAACGCACAGCAUACCUUCAAGGACAAGGAAGCUUUCUGCCUCAUUAGCUUCUUUAUGGAUAUCGAUCAUUCUCUUCCUUUGCUAGGUGGAGUGCACUGAAGCAGUACUUAUUUAACAGUAUAUUGGCUGUUUCCAGCUAGGCCUUUCUUUAAGCUGAGAUAUGGCCACAAUUUCUAUUACUUAACUUUCCCUGUCUGGUAACACCUUGACCACAUUACCUUUCUGAAAUGCUUCUCAUGCCAGGUACAGACUGAACUGGAAUGUUACUGUCCUGGUAUAAAUCCUACCUCAUUUAAAUACUAAAGUCAGCCUUUUAUGGGAGAAGGAGCACAAACUUAGCUUCAUUGCUGCUGAACUCCUGAGACACAAACCCUAGGCCUUAACAUCUUGUUUAAUGUCUUGACAAUAGUUUAACUGUAUGACGAGCCAGAAUUUUGGGCUUGUUCAAGAAGGAUCCCAUGUUGAAUAGUUUGAGCCUAACUUAAAAAAAAAACAAAAUGGUCUGACAGGAGGAAAGAAAAGUGCAAUUUCAGGACAUUGGAUUUGGAUUAAAAGAUCCAGGAAAGACCCAUCAAGAUGCAGAGAAGUGAUUUCACUAAAACCAAGAUGAUAACCUUCCAUAAGUCAUUAUAGGGAGAGAAGAUAUGACAUUACAAAUGUGGGUGAUAUUCUGAGCUGCAUCAGAAUGUAAAUAUUAAAACACAAUUGAAUGCAAGACAUUGUUAAUGUACAGCUUAUUUAAAAUGUAAGUUUGAUUCCUUCAGAGGGGAGUCAGCAGUUUUUCUUUAAAAUAUAUAGUUCUUGCUGUUUUCUUAACCACGAGUGCUUCUUAUGUUGAAUGCAGAACUUGGACUGUUCAGUACUGCUUUAGUGAAUGUGGCUCCUCAAGUCCUUUCUGCUGACUUAUUUAUUAAUUUUGGAACAGCUGAUGAAAGUGCCAGAAAAUUCUGAAUGUAAAUGUAGUUUUCUGCAAUGCCAGUAAUUGAAGUUUCACUACAGACUGGUGUGAAAGUCUCUGUAUUACCAGAGGUCAAUUCCAUUGUCGUUAUGCCUAAUGGCGUAUGUAAAUAUACUCUACAAAGAAGAUCUGUACUGUGACCAUUGCUAGUUUUUACAUUAUGUAAAAAUGGAUCAGAAAUAAUCCUGAUAAAGUGGCCGAAUCUGCAUUAAUAGCCACUUAUAACCUUGGCACUGAAAAAAAAAAUGCUGACCACAAAUUUCAUUACCUGAGACAACAGCAGAGUCUGGGAUGUACUGAGAUAAGUGACACUUGCCACUAAAUACUGUUUUAAUAGCUUCACUGUAUCAAAAUAUUUAAAUGUACAAAUCAAAAACUGUAUGCAAUAUUUUACAUCUUUAGUUUACAGUUUGGAACAAUUUAAUAUGUAUCUGUAUACACUAGUUACAAAGUUCACUAGAGUGUACAGCAAAGUUUGCUAUUUGUAUAUUUUGCCACUUUCAGUUCAAUGUGUGUGUUUUCUUUAAUUGAUGCUGUGUAAACCCUAAAUGAUGUAACAGCAGUGUUUUCAUGUUACCUCUUACUUUUCAGAUGGACGGAAAUAUAACAUUAUGUAAUAUUUCUUCUUGUGACCAGACAAGAGAUAAUUGUAACUUUAACAUAUCUUGCUGUGUCUUCCGUUGUAUAUACUGUAUUAUAAGGUUGAAUGUAAUGCUGCCGGAAGAUGAAAAAUUAAUUUAGAAUAGCAUAUUGUACUAUACCUGUAUUGAUCUUGAAUGCUGUCCCAAUAGCCAUAUGCAAUAAAAUAGCGUACAAUAUUUAUGAAA
This is a messenger RNA of Carcharodon carcharias (great white shark), 5250 nucleotides long. RefSeq names its product insulin receptor substrate 2-like. Lineage: Eukaryota; Metazoa; Chordata; Chondrichthyes; Lamniformes; Lamnidae. Gene Ontology annotation, molecular function: insulin receptor binding; phosphatidylinositol 3-kinase binding. Gene Ontology annotation, biological process: insulin receptor signaling pathway. Bases 106 to 3327 code for a protein of 1073 amino acids. Gene Ontology annotation, cellular component: cytosol; plasma membrane. The record is from RefSeq and is a predicted model, not a curated record. The transcript is spliced from 2 exons.